AUGAGAAAUAAGAAUGUUGAAGUUGAGGUGUUGGGUUGUUAUACAAAGACGUGGUAUCGCACAACUAAAUUAGUUAGUUACCGGCGAUUGGCGGGGAGAACCGGAAAGAAAGAUGAGACUGACGAUCGAGAAGAAAAUAAGGUUGGGGAUAAGGAUGGAGAUGAAGAUGAGGAUGAGGAUGAGGAUGAGGAUGGGGAUGGGAUGAGGAUAAGAUGA
Paracoccidioides brasiliensis Pb18 is the source of this 216-nucleotide messenger RNA. RefSeq lists its product as uncharacterized. The transcript has a single exon. The record is from RefSeq and is a predicted model, not a curated record. The coding region runs from base 1 to 216 and encodes 71 amino acids.